AUGUUGAUCCUGAGAAGCCCAGCCCAGCUGCAGCGCCUGGAGGGGAUCCUGCGGAGGAGCCUGCCCUUCGCACUGCCGGUCUAUGGGGCCGUGAUGAACAUCAACCGGGGGAACCCGGGCGAGUUCGAGGUGGUAGUGGACUCGUGGCCCGAUUUCGGUGCGGUGCUGGCCCGACGGAGCGGAGAGCUGCCGGUGGAUGAUUGCUACAGGAACAUACAGGCGGCUUUCUACCGGGAUGUGGGCGCCUACCGGGCGCUGCUGGAGACCCCCGGCUGCCUGCGCUGGGACGCUGCCUUCCACAUCAUCGGGCUGCAGGAGGAGGUGGCCACGGUGUCCCAGGACAUUGCCGGGCCCAAAGGGGUGGAGCUGCAGAUCUCCGAGUACUACACCUACCUGCACCCUGACCCCAGCACCCUGCCCGAGCCCCGCCUACCCCCGGGCUUGCAGGUGGGCACGCUGAGCCCGGCACUCGUGGACCUGCUGAACGAGACGUGGCCGUACGGGGGCAACGCUCGCAGCCGGCGGUACCUGGCUGAGGUGCUGAGCCUCUACCCCAACGUCUGCCUGCGGGACGGCUCCGGGGAACCCCUCAGCUGGGCUCUGAGCGACCACUUCGGCAGCGGCGCCCACGCGUACACGCUGCCCGCGCACCGCCGCGGCGGCUACAUGCGCCUGCUCACCAGCCUCGCCGCCCGCCGGGCAAAAGCCCGUGGCUUCCCGUCUUUUGGGUACACGGUCCCGAGCAACGUGGCCAUGCAGAAGCUGCAGGAGGGUUUGGGCCACCAACGCCUGCCCGGCGUUUGCCGCUUCAUCCUGCACAACCCCAACGUGGGCAGCGUGGGACCCUGA
Messenger RNA from Colius striatus (speckled mousebird), 849 nucleotides. RefSeq names its product glycine-N-acyltransferase like 3 (gene GLYATL3). Gene Ontology annotation, molecular function: glycine N-acyltransferase activity. Bases 1 to 849 code for a protein of 282 amino acids. Lineage: Eukaryota; Metazoa; Chordata; Aves; Coliiformes; Coliidae. The transcript has 5 exons. The record is from RefSeq and is a predicted model, not a curated record. Gene Ontology annotation, cellular component: mitochondrion.